Molecule: messenger RNA, 673 nt
Organism: Puccinia graminis f. sp. tritici CRL 75-36-700-3
Lineage: Eukaryota; Fungi; Basidiomycota; Pucciniomycetes; Pucciniales; Pucciniaceae
Exons: 5
Coding region: 84-488 (134 amino acids)
Biological process (GO): cellular response to oxidative stress
Cellular component (GO): fungal-type vacuole; cis-Golgi network; Golgi lumen
Molecular function (GO): glutathione disulfide oxidoreductase activity
Source: RefSeq, a predicted model, not a curated record
CCGAAUCGCCAAGAAUUCUGAAACCGAACACAUUCGAACCAUAAUUGACCUGAAAGAAAGAAAUUUAAGAAAAAAACGAGGAAAUGGCAACGUUGUUUAGGAUGAUGCGCUCAUUCACCAACUGUUCAUUGCUCAAAAUGUCGACCAAUGCCAACCACUUAUCGGUCAACGAGCUCAACGAAAUCCAAAAAUCAAUCGACACAUUGAUUUCAUCCAAUAAAGUACUCAUCUUCAGCAAAUCUUAUUGUCCUUAUUGCGACCGAUCUAAGAGCUUCUUGAAUGAUAAACUCAAAUCAAAACAAAUCAAAAUCAAAAGUUUGGAAUUGGAUUUAGAGCCCAAUGGAUCGAUCAUCCAGACCCUAUUAUCCAAGAGAUUAAACAAAGAGAAGAUCACAGUCCCACAAAUCUUCAUCAACUCGCAACACAUCGGUGGUUGUGACGACUUAUUGACAAAAGAACAGAAGGGAGAAUUAGAUCAAUUGCUAUGAAUCAAUUGUUUUACACUCACUCUCACAAAUGUACAUCCGAGAAAUACCGACAUAGUUUGUUGCCUAAGUAGAAAGAUACUACCGCAGGUUGAAGGAGAAAAAUUCACUGAUUUGGAUGCAUAAUGGGAUGGAAAGCGGGUUUUAUUAUGAGAACCAGAACUAUAGAAGAAAAAACAAGUCAGAAA